Striga hermonthica is the source of this 468-nucleotide messenger RNA. Lineage: Eukaryota; Viridiplantae; Streptophyta; Magnoliopsida; Lamiales; Orobanchaceae. The record is from the annotation of a GenBank genome assembly.
GAAGGACGGGAGGUUCCUCGCAAACCUCAACCCUAUCCCAAACACAUAGUAAUCUGAGGCAAUCAGGCGAUCCAUCCAACGCAAUUCCUGAGGAGGAGGUGGCAGCUGAUAAGUCUCCUAGUAAGGCCAGUGAAGACCAUCCUAUGGCUAAUCUCCCAAGGGAUAAUAUGUCAGUAGCUCUGGUGCUCAGCUCUGAAGUUAAUGAAUGCAAUGAUGUUCCUAUGAUUCAAGGUGAAGAUCAGAUUAGGAGGCAUGGUAAACAACUUGUGGUGGUGGAGGACAGAGGAAGUGCCCAUAAAUUAGAGAAUAUUAAAGGAAAAGGGACAGAUAUAGUGGAGGAAGGUGUGAAGAUAACAUCGAUGGAGCUCACAAAGUUAAAUACUUCUACUUGGAAGAGGAAGAAGUCAACCUCUGGAAGACUGCAGAGGGCUAUGAAAACUGAUUCUGAGGGGAAUAUUCUAAUGCUGG